Melanotaenia boesemani (Boeseman's rainbowfish) is the source of this 1843-nucleotide messenger RNA. It is a transcript of the gene arsa, whose product is annotated as arylsulfatase A. The record is from RefSeq and is a predicted model, not a curated record. Gene Ontology annotation, molecular function: arylsulfatase activity. Lineage: Eukaryota; Metazoa; Chordata; Actinopteri; Atheriniformes; Melanotaeniidae. The transcript is spliced from 8 exons. The coding region runs from base 53 to 1570 and encodes 505 amino acids.
GCAACAUUGCUUUCGAUUUGUUUGGGUUCGACUGUUGAUUAUUUUCGCUGAAAUGAGACGACAGGGGAUGGAUUACACUGGCCCCACCUGUCUGAUUAUAAGUCUGUUUUGCACCUGUUGUGCUUCACCGCCUAAUUUCGUACUCCUUUUCGCGGACGAUUUGGGUUUUGGGGACUUGGGCUGUUAUGGACAUCCCAGUUCCCUCACUCCUAACCUGGACCGCCUGGCAGCAAGGGGACUCCGCUUUACAGAUUUUUACAGCACCAGCCCCGUCUGCAGCCCGUCCAGGGCAUCGUUACUAACAGGUCGCUAUCAGACCCGUUCCGGUGUCUACCCUGGUGUGUUGUACCCAGGCUCCAUAGGAGGUCUUCCUCUGAAUGAAACCACCAUAGCUGAGGUGUUGAAACCUCUGGGAUAUGCCACGGCUGCUAUGGGGAAGUGGCACUUAGGACUGGGGGCCAAUGGGACGUUUCUUCCAACCAAGCAAGGGUUUGACAAAUACUUGGGGAUUCCAUACUCACAUGACAUGGGUCCCUGCCACAACCUGACUUGUUUCCCCCCAGAUGUGAAGUGUUUUGGAUUUUGUGAUGUUGGCACCGUAACUGUCCCUCUAAUGUACAAUGAAGACAUCAAGCAGCAACCAGUCCACUUCCUUGAUUUAGAAAAGUCUUACAGUGACUUUGCAACCAAUUUUAUUAUGACAUCAGUCAAGGAAAAUCAGCCUUUCUUCCUCUACUACCCAUCACAUCACACCCACUACCCUCAAUAUGCAGGUACAAGGACAGCUGGUCGGUCUUUAAGAGGUCCAUUUGGAGAUGCUCUCUUGGAGUUGGACAAUACAAUAGGAGACCUGAUGGCAACUCUGGAACAGACAGGAGUGAUCAACAACACACUCAUCUUCUUCACAUCUGACAACGGGCCUGAACUGAUGCGCAUGUCCCGAGGAGGAAAUGCUGGCUCGCUGAAGUGUGGCAAAGGUACCACAUAUGAGGGAGGCAUGAGAGAGCCAGCCAUUGCGUACUGGAAAGGGACCAUCAAGCCAGGUGUAACUCAUGAGCUAGCUAGCACUCUUGAUAUUCUCCCCACCAUUGCAAGCCUGGCAGGAGCCAAGCUCCCCCCUGUGAUGCUGGAUGGGUUUGAUAUGACCAAUAUCCUUGUCCACCAAGGAAAGAGUAAAAGGGAGACAAUGAUGUUCUACCCCACAGAUCCCAAUGAAAUAUAUGGCCUGUUUGCUCUCAGGCUGGGGAAGUACAAGGCCCACUUCUAUACAAGAGGUUGUGCCCUCAGUGGUACCACCCCAGAUCCAGACUGCCCAGCGUUCGCAGUCCUCAAAGCCCACGACCCUCCUCUUAUUUUCGAUCUGGAGGCUGACCCCUCGGAGCACUACCCCCUCCCACUGGCAGACAGACCUGACAUCCAAGCCGUGCUCGAGCAGAUUAAGAAAGCAAAGACAGAAUUUGAAGCCUCCAUGGUGUUUGGGGAGAGCCAGGUAUCAAAAGGUACCGACCCAAAACUCGAGCCUUGUUGCAAUCCUCAGUGUAGCCCCAAACCCAGCUGCUGCUACUGUUAACGAGACAAACUGUCGCUGCUGUUUGCGGCAACAACGUGGGGCUCAUUGCAAUGACUUACUACUUACUACUUGUUUAUGGGCAUUUCCUCUUCUUCUCUUCAUCCUGAAAAAGAACAUUACAAUCAUUUUUCUCCAUGAGGAGACUUUCUUAAUGUGACCAAUGAUUACUUUUAAAGCUAAUUUAACGUGACUGAAUGUUUUCUGACUCCUACUACUUGAACACAUAUUAAUUAAAUGUGAAAAUGUUUUGCAACCUGUUUCAGUCACACAAAC